GAAUGCUUACUCGCAUCGACUUUCCUUUUCAGGAUACUCCUUUCUUCUUGAUACAACCUAGAAAAUGUUCCUGAGAUAUUUCAUCCCUAUCGGCUGGAAGUGGAUAUUCCGCAGUCAGGAGGUCCAGCCGAGAAGGUUAACCCCGCAAAGUGAAAAAAUCUAGCGAACCGAACUGCGGACUGCCGACAAAUCACUCGCUGGCCAGUUAUCAAUAUCACAUUCGUCACCAAGAUGAUGAUCCCUCAUUACCAAUAAUCUGAGUGCGUAUCUAGACUAGACUGUAUCUCUAUCUGCGUUUGAUACCUGCAGCUUUCGUGAGGGGAAGUGUCAGUUCAGUGUCGGUAUCUACCGGGCAUAUAUGACCCUGACCCAGACCCAGACCUGCACUGCACUGCACUGCAACAGAAUGGACACGUCUGAAUAUUUCUCACCCCUCAUAUUAAUCUCCUAAGUUGUAAUUUGCUGUGCUGGAUGGACGUGGAAAACAUCAAACCCGCCGAUUCGGCCUCGGUCGACCAGAGCGUGCAAGAUGCGCGCGAUCUCGCCACCAUGGGGCACGACCAGGCGCUGUCCCGCAAAUUCGAUUUGUGGAGUAUGCUCGCGCUCGCGUUUUGCGUAUUAGGAACGUACUCGACUUUCGCGCAGGGCCUCAGCAGCGGGCUUACCAACGGCGGCCCGAUCACCAUCCUCUGGGGUCUGGUGCUCGUGACGGCGUGUAAUCUGUGCGUUGCCGUCUCGCUGGGCGAAUUGACGAGUAGCAUGCCUACUGCGCUAGGGCAAGCGUACUGGGUGUACAGGCUGUGGCAUACGCCGACGGGGCGGUUCGUGUCGUACCUGUGUGCGUGGAUCAACACGUUCGGGUGGUGGACGCUCACGGCGUCGCAGAUUGCGUUUAUGACGGAGUUUCUGCUGGGGAUGAAGGUCACGUUCGAUGAGGAUUGGGGUGGUGCGGGCGUCGGCUGGCUGCAGUUUGUGAUUUAUCUGGGGCUGGUGCUGGUCCUGACGGUGGUGAAUGUGGUGGGGUGUCGGCGGGAGAAGAUCCUGCCGUGGUUGAAUGGGUUUGUGGGGGUGUGGUUCACGGGUUGUUUGUGGUGCUAUCUGUCGUUUCAGCCCGGGAGGUUUGUCUUUGGCGCGUGGAUUAACCAGACCGGGUGGAGUGAUGGGGUCGUGUGGUUUACUGGGUUGGUGCAGGCGGCGUAUGGGCUUACUGCGUUCGACGCGGUCAUCCAUAUGGUCGAGGAGAUGCCGGCGCCGAGGAUCAACGCGCCGAGGGUGACAUAUCUGGCGGUGCUGUCGGGUGCUGUCACUGGGUUUAUCUUCAUGGUCGUCUGUCUGUUUUGCAUGCAGGAUGUGGAUAGGAUUGUUGACUCGCCCAGCGGACUGCCGUUUAUUGAGCUGAUGCUGGAGACGGGCAUCAGUAUCCUGACGACUGCAUCGCGACUGACCUGGGGGUUUGCCCGCGACGGCGGUCUCCCUUGGAGCCGGUAUCUGACGGUGGUGGAUCCCGCGUGGAAGGCUCCUGUGCGCGCUCUCUGGGCGCAGGGGGUAUUGAUCGCGCUCGUCGGCGUGCUCUACCUCUUUGCCAACACCGUCCUUGAGGCCAUCCUGAGUGUCAGCACCAUCGCCUUGACCAUCUCGUACGCUUUGCCCAUUGCGGUGCUGCUUUUCGUGGGCCGGGACCAACUGCCGCCUGGUCCUUUUCGCCUCGGCCGCUGGGGAACGGUAGUCAACUGGAUCAGCGUCGUGUAUUGUGCCAUCACGACGGUCUUCUUCUUCUUCCCUGGCUCGCCCGACCCAGCGCCAGGGGACAUGAACUACGCGAUUGCGGUGUUUGGGGUGAUGCUCGUGGUGGCUGUCGCCUUCUGGUUUAUACAGGGCAGUCGGACGUAUCUACAGACGGCGGAUGCGAUAGCGCAGCUGAUACUCGCGCAAGGAUUGGAACUGGAACCGGAACCCAGAAAAAAGUCCGAUCUAUAA
Messenger RNA from Aspergillus novofumigatus IBT 16806, 1977 nucleotides. Its product is annotated as putative amino acid permease family protein. Gene Ontology annotation, molecular function: transmembrane transporter activity. The record is from RefSeq and is a predicted model, not a curated record. Gene Ontology annotation, biological process: transmembrane transport; amino acid transport. The transcript is spliced from 4 exons. The coding region runs from base 472 to 1977 and encodes 501 amino acids. NCBI's taxonomy places the organism in Eukaryota, Fungi, Ascomycota, Eurotiomycetes, Eurotiales, Aspergillaceae. Gene Ontology annotation, cellular component: membrane.